Molecule: messenger RNA, 3117 nt
Organism: Cotesia congregata
Lineage: Eukaryota; Metazoa; Arthropoda; Insecta; Hymenoptera; Braconidae
Source: the annotation of a GenBank genome assembly
AUGGGUAGCAACAGUGAAGUUGAAAAAUUGUUUGAUUUGUUGGAGUCUAAUAAAUUAAGUGAGGUUGAAAAAAUAAAAAAAAUCUUCCAUGAUCAUUUUUUAUCAAAUAAAGACAAUUGUCUUGUAAAUGGACUGCUUGAUUAUUUCUUCUCCACAAAUUCAUUGCGAGCAAUCGAAGUUCUUGCUGGAGUACGUGAACCGCAUGACAAACAUUUGCUAGAUCGUUUAACAGAUACACUGGCAAAACCAGUUCGCCCCAGUCAGCGGGUUCAAGCGUUGUUAGUAUUGGGACACAUUGCACGAAGACAGCCAACAUGGUUGUACAAAUUGACAAAUCAUUCGUUAUUUCGAGAGCUGUUGAAGUUGUUGAAAAACGAAGUGGAUGCACUGUUAAUAGUAAGCGCCUUACUUUUAUUGGUGACUUUACUACCGAUGUUACCAGCAGCUUUGGGGCCGUAUCUCAAUGAGAUUUUUGAUGUAUUCAAUCGCCUAGCUUCGUACUAUUACACUCAUUCCAACUCUCAAAAUAAUUUAUCAGAUAAGGUCUCAUUUUAUCUGCUGCAUCUUCAUGUGGGUCUUUACAAUUUCUUUCAUCGUUUGUACGCCAUGUAUCCGUGUAAUUUAAUAUCAUACUUGCGGACACAUCACGCGCAACGUGAUCACGAGUAUCUUGCAACAUUUAAGCACACGAUAAAGCCAAUGUUAGACUCGGUGAGGAUGCAUCCGCUGUUGAUAACAGCCUCAAGAGAUACAGAAACCAGUCCAGCUCGUUGGAAGCAAAUGGAGCACCAUGAUGUCGUGGCAGAGUGUGGGCACUUUGCUUUUGACAGAAGAGAAGAAAUAUAUGCGCCUAAUAACUUGCGCGCUACUCCAUUACCGGAUCAGCAAUGUCCUUUGACGCCAAUAAAUAUUGUUGGAGAUCCACUAGGCACCAAAAUGAAUAAUGAUUUAGAAGAAGACAUGUUAUGGUCACCGAGUAUGAAGAUACCACCCAAUAGUCCUAAGUCUAUACAAACUAUGACUUAUGAACCACGUUCUGCUCCUUCAACGCCUAACAAUAGUACUAGCAGAAGUAACUCGUCUCCACCAGAAGCUGCUAUUGAAGCUACGCCUGAAACAACACCUGUUAAGGAUAUCCGACAAACAUCUACGAGAUCAACUUCCGUAGGGUCUGCUGCUGUUCGAGCUCUCAGUGCUUUUGGCAAUGGCUCUUUGACCGGUAGUUCACGUCCUGCUACGCCUAUCAGCAAUAUCAAUGCUUUAUCAUUUAUACCUGUGAUGGAAAAAGAAGGAAUUGUUUCGCAAAAAAUUAGCAAGUUACUUGCUGAUAGAAACAGCACUGUACAGCAGAUUAAUAUUGAAGGUGUGAAAAAAAUACUGGAGACUAGUUCAAGUCAAAAUGGUAGAAAUGACUCGUGGAAAGAAGAUCAAGAGGUUGUAGAAAUAGUAAAUUGCCAAAAUCCUCAAGUACAUCAUGUCGAACCUUACAGAAACCGCGACGAUUGUUUGCGACUUGCUAGUAAAAACUUAAUAAAAAAAUUCAAUUUAUGUAAAUUUGAUUCACCUUGCCAGUCUACAGCGCCAGUAACUUGUCCUAAAACAUAUCCAAAUGUAAAAAUACGUCGAUCAAAAUCAUGUUCUGAUAUAAAAGACGAAAAAAAGCAUGAAACGAGUAUCCAGACAGAUGAUUUGUUCCCUUACGAGCGUUUACUGAAUGGGGUCGUAGAUCAACGUGGUAAUGACCAGCAAACAAGUCGUAACAGCAACAGUAAUAAUAAUAAUAAUAAUAAUAAUAAUAAUAAUAAUAAUAAUAAUAAUAACAACAAUAACUAUAACAAUCCUGAUUCAAGAUUAUCGCCUACGUUGAUGCUGGAUCGUUAUAUCGAAAAUUGCGCCAGCGUUUUGUCGAUUAAAGAUAAAAAAGUGAGAUCUUUUAAUAAAAAGAAAGGCCUAGAUGAUGAUAACAGUGAUAAUACGAACGAGGAUAGUUUUAUUGACAUUGAGUCAGUUAAUCAGCAACUGCAGUUGAUGCAAAUGCAGCUACUGUUUGAACGACAGCGUAGAGAAGUUCAUGCUGAACGUAACCGCAGACUGCUAGGAAAAUUAAGAGACUCGCGUACACUUCAAGAACAAAAAACUGAGUUAGCUGAUCGACUGCGUAUAAUGGAAAGUGAAGUAGAAGGUUUAAAAAAUGAGAUAGAACGAAGUAAACGUGAGAGCCGUAUUACCGAGACAGAUUAUAAGAAAGCCGUUGAUAACUGGCAGUCAAAGUGCCUAGAAGAAUACAAUCGUAAUCGUAAGCUGACGGAGAAUCUCGAAGUGCUAGAAUUAGAAAUGAAAAAAGAAAAGACGAAAGUUGCAGAGUGUGAACAACAAACACGUGUGGCCGAAGCGGCAUUUUUCGACGCGGCUCAUCAACUUAAAGACGCGCUGAAAGCUGCCAGUCGCAGCGAUGAGCUUAAAAGGAUUCUUGAUAAUGUACAGAAAAAAUUUUUAUUACUUGGUGAGGCACAGACUAAAUAUCACGAACGUUCUUCGGGACCAGUGCCAAUACUGAGACAGGAGGCAGCUCAAAUGCAUCGUUCUUACGAGGAAGAAUUGGCGACGUUGAAACGACAAUUAGACUCACGCACAUCGACAAUUGAUGCUCUGAGGACACGACUUGCUGAACUGGAACAUCGCGAAACUCAUAUUGAGGCUCAGCUGAUAGAUCAACAACGUAUUUUACAAGAAACUAAAGAACGACAUGAGGCUGAGUUGCGCGCUGUUGAAUCUAAGUACGAGGCGCAAGUGAACAUUAAUUUGUCGCUGGAGAGUCGGAUUCUUGAACUGCAUCGUAAUCUUGAAGUUGCUAAUUGUGGAGAGAUUAAUGCAGUCGCUGCUGCAGGAUCUUCGAAUUCGAAUAAUAUAGCUUACUCGGCAUCGCCACCGCUUUCUGGUAGUCUUGCGUCCUCUAGUGAAGGUAGCAUUGCCUUUCACACGAGCACUGGUAUCAUGAGCGACUGCUGUGAUUCUGCAGGUGAAAUAGCAAAUCUUCAGGCUAUCGUUGAACCUGUACCUCAAUCUUCGAGUCAAGCGACGACACCUGUACGUACAACAAGCCAACGACGAAAGUGA